Messenger RNA from Parasteatoda tepidariorum (common house spider), 1026 nucleotides. RefSeq names its product U21-ctenitoxin-Pn1a. The record is from RefSeq and is a predicted model, not a curated record. Lineage: Eukaryota; Metazoa; Arthropoda; Arachnida; Araneae; Theridiidae. Gene Ontology annotation, molecular function: serine-type endopeptidase activity. Gene Ontology annotation, biological process: proteolysis.
UUAAUACGAGAUAAUAAAACUGAGCAGAUGUUGGAAUUGUCAUAAAUAGUGUAAUCAAUCUAUUGGCGUUGAAAAUAUAGCAAUGCAGAUUGCUGUUGCAUAAUUUUUUCGGUUUUACAAUAUAACCUUAAAAAUGUUCAUGUAUAAAGACAAAUUGUGGUUAUGCCAACAAUCGCAAUUAGUUCUUUUGACAUUAACAACAAUAAUCGGCAUUGCUGCCUCUUCAUUCCUGAAUGCAACUUCCAAAAACUGUGGCAAAAGUAUCGCUGCAUCAGACUCUCAUGAUCGCAUAGUAGGUGGAACUGAUGCAGUUCCAGGGGAAUUUCCUUGGAUGGUGUCGUUGAGAGAACUUGAUGAAUUUGGAUUUGAACAUGUUUGUGGGGCUGCAAUACUGAAUGAAAACUGGAUCGUAACAGCGGCUCAUUGUUUAGACUAUCCUAUUGCAAGGAGGUACGAAGUUUUAGUCGGACUUCAUAAAUUAUCUAGAGAAAGAGAUUCCACAGUCAAAAAAUACAAAAUUUCCAAACUUGUAAUUCAUGAUAAAUAUGAUGAUGAUACUUUUAACAAUGAUAUAGCCUUACUGAAAACGAAAGAACCAAUUGAUAUUUCAGGAUCUAAAGGAUAUAUAAAUACUAUUUGCCUGCCGAAAAACAAAGAUGAUCCAACAGGUUAUGCAACAGUGAUUGGAUGGGGACAUACUAGAGAAAAUGGCAAAAAUUCAGACACGUUGAAGAAAGUAUUAGUUCCUCUAAUUGACCGUGACUUGUGUAAGAGUGCCUAUGAUGAUGAUCCUUAUGAUAAUAUAGAUGAAGUGACGGAAACAAUGAUUUGCGCGGGUAUAACAGGAAAAGAUUCUUGUCAGAAUGAUUCUGGUGGACCACUGAUUCAAACAGAUAAAAAUGGAGUAUCAACUCUUAUUGGUGUAGUGUCUCAUGGUGCAGGAUGUGGCUUGAAAUUUUAUCCUGGAGUAUAUACAAAAAUAUCUAUGUAUCAAAAUUGGAUGAGUAAAGUAAUGUAUUAGGUGAA